Molecule: messenger RNA, 1511 nt
Organism: Solanum stenotomum
Lineage: Eukaryota; Viridiplantae; Streptophyta; Magnoliopsida; Solanales; Solanaceae
Product: 60S ribosomal protein L3
Exons: 6
Coding region: 156-1325 (389 amino acids)
Biological process (GO): ribosomal large subunit assembly; translation
Cellular component (GO): ribosome; cytosolic large ribosomal subunit
Molecular function (GO): RNA binding; structural constituent of ribosome
Source: RefSeq, a predicted model, not a curated record
AAAAGAAGCUGGGCCAAAUAUCCCUAAAUCCAGCCCAUUCAACCUCGUUACACUACUUAUAUAAACCUAAAUGUUUCACUAGGGUUUUUCACUUUGAGCGAGUCCCCCCCAUUGUUCCUCAGUAGCCGUCCCUUGCAGGUUGAAGGAGGAGGAAGAUGUCUCACAGGAAGUUUGAGCACCCAAGACACGGUUCUUUGGGAUUUCUCCCCAGGAAGCGUGCUGCCAGACACAGGGGAAAGGUGAAGGCAUUCCCAAAGGAUGACCCAAGCAAGCCUUGCAAGCUAACUGCCUUCUUGGGGUACAAGGCUGGAAUGACUCACAUUGUCAGAGAAGUUGAAAAGCCUGGAUCAAAACUCCACAAGAAAGAGACAUGUGAAGCUGUUACCAUUGUUGAAACACCUCCUAUGGUGAUUGUUGGUGUUGUCGGGUAUGUGAAGACCCCUCGUGGUCUUCGUUGCCUGAACACAGUCUGGGCUCAACAUCUCAGUGAAGAUAUUAAGAGGAGGUUCUACAAGAACUGGUGCAAAUCCAAGAAGAAGGCCUUCCUAAAAUACUCCAAGAAAUAUGAAACUGAUGAAGGGAAAAAGGAUAUCCAGGCACAGCUGGAGAAAUUGAAGAAGUAUGCUUGUGUCAUCCGUGUGUUGGCUCACACUCAGAUAAGGAAGAUGAAGGGUCUGAAACAGAAGAAAGCCCAUUUGAUGGAGAUCCAAGUGAAUGGUGGAUCAAUUGCUCAGAAGGUUGAUUUCGCAUAUGGUUUCUUUGAGAAGCAGGUUCCAGUUGAUGCUGUUUUCCAGAAGGAUGAGAUGAUUGACAUCAUUGGUGUCACCAAGGGUAAGGGUUAUGAAGGUGUUGUUACUCGUUGGGGUGUGACACGUCUUCCUCGCAAAACCCACAGGGGUCUACGUAAGGUUGCUUGUAUUGGUGCCUGGCAUCCUGCUAGAGUUUCAUUCACAGUGGCUCGUGCUGGUCAAAAUGGAUACCAUCACCGUACUGAGAUGAACAAGAAGGUUUACAAGCUUGGCAAGGUUGGACAGGAGUCCCACACUGCACUAACUGAGUUUGACAGGACUGAGAAAGAGAUUACUCCUAUUGGUGGAUUUGCCCAUUAUGGUGUGGUGAAGGAUGAUUACCUGUUGAUCAAGGGAUGCUGUGUUGGUCCUAAGAAGAGGGUUGUAACCCUGCGUCAAUCCCUGCUCAACCAGACCUCUCGUGUUGCUCUUGAGGAGAUUAAGCUGAAGUUCAUCGACACAUCCUCAAAGUUUGGACAUGGUCGCUUCCAGACCACCCAAGAGAAGCAGAAAUUCUAUGGACGCCUGAAGGCUUGAAUGGUUCAGCAUUCACUUUGUUUGGGUAGAGCACAAGUUUUAAACAAUUUAUUAUUGCUACUAGUGUUUUUAUUUCCGUGAGGUUUUUCUGAAGACAAUUUUUGACAUUUUAAAGCUUUCUGUUGCAUUAAGGAUUCUAGUUGAGAACUUUUAUAUAAUGCAAAAGUUUUGUUGCUGUGUUCAAAA